AUGCAAAUCUUAUGGAUUCUACAAAGCUACAAAUCUAAACUCAAUCUUUAUUGGACUCGCUUCACUCUAAAAUUAAUCAAAUCAAAUAUUCGGGAAACAUUGAAGAUAUUGAGGAAUAACAGCAGAAUAUCGUCCAAGAGUUCACUAUUAUCUACUCAAACUGAAGGUGCUUCUCUUUCUUCAGAGGAAAACAAAUUUGUAAAACCUUUGCCUCCACAAAAUUCUAAUGAAGGAAUGUCUGCAAAAGAAUUACGACUUCUUGACUGUGAACGUCAAAUUGAACAACUUGAAAUUCAGAAUGCACAAAUGCUUUUUUGUGUAAUUUUUUGGGUAAUUUUAAGUUUAGCAAAUUUUUUCCCCUAA
This is a messenger RNA of Meloidogyne enterolobii, 363 nucleotides long. NCBI's taxonomy places the organism in Eukaryota, Metazoa, Nematoda, Chromadorea, Rhabditida, Meloidogynidae. The record is from the annotation of a GenBank genome assembly.